Messenger RNA from Strigops habroptila (Kakapo), 2328 nucleotides. Its product is annotated as collagen alpha-1(I) chain-like. The transcript is spliced from 7 exons. Lineage: Eukaryota; Metazoa; Chordata; Aves; Psittaciformes; Psittacidae. The record is from RefSeq and is a predicted model, not a curated record. The coding region runs from base 1 to 1479 and encodes 492 amino acids.
AUGCCGGUGGGAACGCGCUCGCCCCGCUCCUUGAGGCCACCGCUUGCGGUGGGGACUCUGGCCAAGGGCUUCCCCGACUCGGGGACCCCCGGUAAGGGGCAGAAGGCUCCCGGAGAGCCCCCGGUCCAUACAUAUAAAAGGGCGGGUGUGGGCAGCGGGGGACGGGAUGGACCCGUGCCUCCUCCUCGGAACCGGAGCGCUGUGAGCGGGAGCCGGGCCCCUUUGCCCGCCCCUACCCGCUGCUCCCGGUCCCCGCUGGAAGCGGAGCCCGCCCGGAGCUGCCCACAGCCGGGGCACCGGCACGACGCUGUGCCCGGGGCCGGGGCUACUGCUAUACCCGGGCCACCGCCGGGCACCCCUGGGUGGGAGACUGCACACGGGGGUCACGGCAGUGCCCGCCGGUGCGUUCCCGGUGUGAGGCGGCUGCGGGUGCCGGGGAAAGCCCGCUGCCCCCCGCCCCUGGCCGGUGCGGCCUCGCCGUUGCCGGGAGAGAGGAGCGGAUCUCCUGCACCGGGCAGAGCCAGCCGGGCCCGGCCCUGGGCGGCCGCACGGGGGGGACGUGGAGCUGGACCUCGGCACCGCGUCCCGGGCUCUGCCCCGCCGCCCCUCCGAGCCGCGGCCCCCCUUUGUCCCGGGCCUGAGGUGUCCCUCUCUGGUCUGGGGGCAGAGCAGAGGCCGGGCUGGUCGGGGAACCCUGUUACCUCCCGGCAUGAGGGGGUGGUCCACACCGGUUUUUACACCCGAACAGCCGCAAAAAGCUUUGCAAGUGGGGCCCGUAAGUGCAGACUCGACGGGAGGGUCCGGCCGCCCCUCCCGCGGCAGCUUCCCCGCCCAGGACCCGUCGGGUUUAACCCCGACCUUUGCCGGGGGGGUGGCUGCGCCACAGCCUUGCCCGAGCGGGGUUACCCCCGGGGCACCGCCGCCUCCCCGACGGGGCGGGCCGGCCGCUGCGGGAGGCUGGGUGGGGAAAGGGGGCGGCCCGGGGCGAGCAGACGGGCCGGCCCCUGGGGACAGCGGCGGCCGUGGCGAAUGGCGCUGCCCCCCCGAGGGGUGACCCCUGCCCCGGCCCCACGCCCGGCCUGUCCCAGCCCCGCCGCUCGGGCUUUGUCCCCGCCGGCCGCCCCGUCCCUCCUCCCGCCCUCCCCCGCCCUCCAGCCAUCCCUCCGCCGCCGGCUCUGCCUCAACUUUAGUGGCAGGUCCCGGUGGCGCCGGAGAGCGGGAGAGGGACCCGCACCGGCACUGGCACCGAGCGGGAUUAUUCAGCCUCCAUCCCGGCCCGAGCCUCCUCCCUACCCUGCCACAGCCUGGGAAGGAUGCGGAGACCCGGAGCGACGGCGACCUCGGGCAGCACCGGCCCCAGCGGGGCGAGCAGAGGAGAAAUUCCUGUGUUGCUUCGACCUCCACUGUCCGGUGGCAUCCCUCACUGGGAACAGCGAUGGGAAGCAGCCAGGCCAGUGUGCACCCUCACCAUGGACAUGAAAGGAUGGAGCCCUCUGGGGUGCCACUGACUUGGUUUUCCUGCCUGUGGGAGCCACCAGGCCAGGAUAAUGCUGCUCCCAGCACCAGUUUGCAGCGACAAAGAUGUACAUGACUGUUGGGGAUGGGCUGGUUUCACACAUCCCUCCACAGCAAGCACAGCGCCUGCAGAGCCAGGCAAGGGAAGUGAGCUUCGCUGCCCCGAGGAUGCUUGACACCCCUUCACCUCUCCUCCAUGGGGUUAAAGCUACCCUGAAGGAGUUGGUGUGCUCACGUCAGAGGGGCUCAUGGAAAGGAGGGUUCCUGCACUGAUUCCCCUCCCCACACAGGCCAUAGAAGGAGCUGGACCUGAACCCGGAGCUGACGGAGCCCCUGCAGGGAAUUGGUGCUGGGUAUCCCACAGAUGGGGCAUUGGGACCCCCCCAAAACAACCAGCAGCAGCAAGGACGUGAGUGAAGAGCAAUGACCUACGAGGGUCAGCAGGAGACCUGGCACAAAGCGUGGCUCUCGGUGCCAUAAGUGGAUUCUGUGGGCUCCAGGUGACCCAGAGAGGCUGGAGAAAGGCCAAGGCUCAGCUGGAGACUUGGGCAGGAUCCAUGCGGGUGCCCUUCCCAUGCCCAGGGUAAGGGUUGGCUCCCUCCUUUCCCACAUAAACAGCCCCAAGGCUGGAGCCAGAUGUGCCCAGGGGGUCCCCUGCCCCGCUGCCAAAUGAGGGACCACGAGAUGACAUCUCAGGAAGCUGGAAGGACACAGAGCUGCUGCCACCAAACCCAAGGCAUCGGGAGGAUGAGAUCUGCAGCUCAAGGAAAGGAGAAAAUGCUCAUGUGCAUUAAAGGUGUUGCAAGCCCCCGG